Molecule: messenger RNA, 3984 nt
Organism: Elephantulus edwardii (Cape elephant shrew)
Lineage: Eukaryota; Metazoa; Chordata; Mammalia; Macroscelidea; Macroscelididae
Gene: PTPN3
Product: protein tyrosine phosphatase, non-receptor type 3
Exons: 25
Coding region: 15-2753 (912 amino acids)
Biological process (GO): protein dephosphorylation
Cellular component (GO): cytoskeleton; cytoplasm; cytoplasmic side of plasma membrane
Molecular function (GO): cytoskeletal protein binding; protein tyrosine phosphatase activity
Source: RefSeq, a predicted model, not a curated record
AUUCGACGAUAGUUAUGACCUCCCGGUUACGUGCGUUGGGUGGAAGAAUUAAUAUACGCACUACAGAAUUACCCAAAGAGAAAACUCGAUCUGAAGUUGUCUGCAGCAUCCGCUUUUUAGAUGGCUUGGUACAGACCUUUAAAGUUAAUAAACAAGAUACUGGCCAAGUUCUUUUGGAGAUGGCAUACAGUCACCUGGGUGUAACUGAAAAGGAGUAUUUUGGCUUGCAACAUGGCGAUGACUCGGUGGACUGUGCUAGAUGGCUUGAAUCAAGCAAACCCAUCAGGAAACAACUGAAAGGAGGUUUCCCCUGUACCCUGCAUUUUCGAGUACGAUUUUUUAUACCUGAUCCCAACACGCUGCAGCAGGAACAAACCAGGCAUUUGUAUUUCUUGCAACUGAAGAUGGAUAUUUGUGAAGGAAGGUUACCCUGUCCUCUUAACUCAGCGGUGGUUCUAGCAUCCUAUGCAGUACAAUCUCAUUUUGGAGACUUUGAUUCUUCUGUGCAUCAGUCAGGGUAUCUUUCCGAUAGUCAGUUCAUCCCAGACCAGAAUGAUGACUUUUUAGCAAAGGUGGAAUCUCUGCAUGAGCAGCACAGUGGUCUAAAGCAGUCUGAAGCAGAAUCUUGCUAUAUCAACAUAGCACGGACCCUGGACUUCUACGGCGUGGAGCUGCACAGUGGGAGGGAUCUGCACAAUUUAGAUCUAAUGAUUGGAAUUGCUUCUGCGGGCAUCGCUGUGUACCGAAAAUACAUUUGCACAAGUUUCUAUCCUUGGGUGAACAUUCUAAAAAUUUCUUUCAAAAGGAAAAAGUUCUUUAUACAUCAGCGACAGAAACAGCCCGAAUCCAGAGAACAUAUCGUGUCCUUCAACAUGUUAAAUUACCGCUCUUGCAAAAACUUAUGGAAAUCCUGUGUCGAGCACCAUACGUUCUUUCAAGUAAAGAAGCUACUACCUCAGGAAAAGAAUGUUUUGUCUCAGUACUGGACUAUGGGCUCUAGGAACCCCAAAAAGUCCCUAAAUAACCAGUAUUGUAAAAAGGUGAUCGGAGGGAUGGUGUGGAACCCAGCCAUGUGGAGAUCCUUAUCGGUGGAGCAUCUGGAAACCAAGAGUCUACCUUCACGGUCCCCUCCUGUUACUCCCAACUGGCGAAGCCCGCGGCUCCGGCAUGAAAUCCGAAAGCCUCGGCACUCUUCCGCAGACAACCUUGCCAAUGAGAUAACGUACAUCACCGAGACGGAAGAUGUGUUUUAUACGUACAAGAGCUCCCUGUCACCAAAAGACAGCGAUUCUGAGGUGUCUCAGAACCGGAGUCCCCACCGAGAGAGUAUAUCCGAGAACAACCCAGCACAAAGCUGCCUGACCCAGAAGUCAUCCAGUUCUGUGUCUCCAUCUUCAAAUGCUCCAGGCUCCUGCUCACCAGACAGCGUCGACCAGCAGUUCUUAGAAGACUACCACAGGGUGACCAAGGGGGGCUCCACCGAGGACUCCAGCCAGUACUACUGUGACAAGAAUGAUGAUGGUGAUGGCUACUUAAUCUUGAUCCGUAUCACACCAGACGAAGAAGGAAAAUUUGGAUUCAAUCUUAAGGGAGGAGUGGAUCAGAAGAUGCCUCUUGUAGUGUCAAGGAUAAACCCAGAGUCACCUGCGGACACCUGCAUUCCUAAGCUGAACGAAGGGGAUCAAAUCGUGCUAAUUAAUGGCCGCGACAUCUCAGAACACACCCAUGACCAAGUGGUGAUGUUCAUCAAAGCCAGCCGGGAGUCCCACACGAGGGAGCUGGCCCUGGUGAUCAGGAGGAAAGUUGUCCCCUCAUUUGCUGACAUCAAAUCUGAAGAUGAACUGAGCCAGCUUUUUCCCGAGACCAUUUUCCCCAUGUGUCCGGAGGGUGGGGACACUUUAGAGGGAUCCAUGGAACAGCUCAAGAAGGGCCUUGAAAGCGGGACAGUGCUGAUCCAGUUUGAGCAACUCUACAGAAAGAAGCCUGGUCUUGCCAUCACAUUUGCAAAGCUGCCUCAAAAUUUGGACAAAAACCGAUACAAAGAUGUGCUGCCUUAUGACACCACCAGGGUAUUACUGCAGGGAAAUGAAGAUUAUAUUAAUGCAAGCUAUGUGAACAUGGAAAUUCCUACUGCUAACCUUGUGAACAAGUACAUCGCUGCUCAGGGACCCCUGCCACAUACCUGCGCACAGUUUUGGCAAGUAGUUUGGGAUCAGAAGUUAUCACUCAUCGUCAUGUUGACAACUCUCACAGAGCGAGGACGUACCAAAUGUCACCAGUACUGGCCCGACCCUCCUGAAGUAGUGGAACAUGGCGGCUUCCACAUCCGGUGCCAGUCAGAGGAUUGCACCAUCGCCUACGUAUUCCGAGAAAUGCUCAUCACCAACAGCAAGACAGGAGAAGAGCACACGGUCACGCAUCUCCAGUAUGUUGCAUGGCCUGACCACGGUGUUCCUGAUGACUCUUCAGACUUUUUGGAAUUUGUAAACUAUAUGCGGACCCUGAGAGUAGACAGCGAACCUGUCUUAGUUCAUUGCAGUGCUGGAAUAGGUCGAACUGGUGUGUUGGUCACUAUGGAAACCGCCAUGUGCUUAAUUGAGAGGAACCUGCCCGUCUACCCACUGGAUAUUGUCCGGAAAAUGCGAGACCAGCGCGCCAUGAUGGUGCAGACAUCAAGCCAGUACAAGUUUGUAUGUGAAGCAAUUCUUCGUGUGUAUGAAGAAGGCUUAGUUCAGAUGCUGGAACCCAGUUAAGACAACUGUGAAAGCAUUCAUUCCUCUUUCCCAAGGACAUCCUCCUAAAGGACAGACCUUCUCUCCAGAAGCAGCAAGAGGAAUCCGUGUAGGCUGUGGGAAAGGAAUGAGCACAUUGAACGCAGGCACUUUAAAUUUCUGUAGAAAAGGUAUCAUGUACAUAUGAGCUAUGUAGAUACGCAUGCCAACAUGUAUAGCAUCACUUAGACCCGUUAUCCCUACAGAAAAAAGAUAAGAAAAGGGAAUCUCAGUUUGGGGCCUGUCCUGUUGCCUUCUAUUGUAGACAUUACCAUACCCCUGUAAGCCACCCUCGGGCAUUGUCGAAGGAACACCAGGAGUGCUGUUGACCUCCAGGAAACAUGAUCGUGUGGUUAGUUAGGCUUGUGUGGAUGUUCUCUGUGCAGAUGUGUACAGGAGUACUAGGGCUGCACUUUAUGUGCUUCUAAGUGGAGCCAGAGUUUCAAGUCCACACACCUCUGCUGUUAAGGAACCCCUGAUGAAUGUACUCCGAUGAGCAGUACCUUUCCUGCCCUCUCUUCCCCUGUCCUGUCUUCCUGCCACUGCCACUGAUCAUGUUUCUGAGAAUCAUGUCCCAGACGCCCCCUGCUUUCUCCCUGCACCAGUGACCCCUUUCAGGUUAUAAGUAGUGCCUGCACCGGAAUUCUGAUGCUGCAUUCUGGUGAAUUUUCAGUUGAGGCUCUGAGAACUAGGACUCUCGGUGCCUUCUUGUCAUCUUGUUUGUUAGUUUUAGAAGCAGGUGUCUCUCGCCUUUGCGUGCCGCUUUCUAGACACUCGGAAUCCAGGACUGGAAUCACUUACUACUGAAUCUACUACAUGUGUUGCUGCUACUUCAAGCUGUUAGACUUGAAAUCUUAUGAUUCUCAUGAGGGGAUACGAGAUGAUAUCAUUUAAAUAUUCAGAAUCUGUGGCCCUUCUCAGAAAGAUCCAGUAAUUGAACCAUGGGAAACCCGGCUUCUGGAGGGUCAUCUGUGGGUGUAUGUCUGUGUGCGCGUGUGCCCAUGGGUGAGUGUUUCUCAGGAUUCCUAACUAUUCAAAUUACAGUUGAGUUUAUAUAAAGAAUGAGUCUCUGUAUAGAAGAACAAAUGUGUGCAUUCACCCUCAGUUGCAAUGGUCUCCAUUUCAUUUCAAAGGAGAGGAUCAGACUUUCUGAAUACAAACACAAUUUGAUGUUAAUUUAUUCUAAGUACACCAUGAUUUUGAUUGUCCUUAA